Messenger RNA from Theobroma umbraticum, 2403 nucleotides. RefSeq names its product GATA transcription factor 26 (gene GATA26). The record is from RefSeq and is a predicted model, not a curated record. Gene Ontology annotation, molecular function: zinc ion binding; sequence-specific DNA binding. Gene Ontology annotation, biological process: regulation of DNA-templated transcription. Lineage: Eukaryota; Viridiplantae; Streptophyta; Magnoliopsida; Malvales; Malvaceae.
CACACUACCAUCUCUCUUUCUUUCUCUUUCUUUUCUUUCUCUUUCUUCCCAUUUCACCUUCCUCUUUUCACAGCCAUUUAUUAGAUUCCUCUCAAAUAGUCUCUACCUUUUGUUCUCUCCAUUGGAUUGUACAGAUUCCAAGCUGAAAUACCCAUCUCUAAAAUCUUCCAUUUCUUCCUGAUUUUUUUGGGUGGGCUUAAUUUUUAUUGCCUUUUUUAAUUUAUGUUUCUUGUACUGAUAAACAAGACAUAGGAACUCUUCUGGGUUGUAUUUUGCUUUGUUCUGCAAACUAAAACUAGCUUUCUGGGUUGUUGCAGAAAAAGCCUUUAAUACCCGGUUGAAUAUGUCAUAUAAAGCUUGAAGAAACCAAUCAAAUUUAUACACAAAAAACUUUUCAGUUUUUAGUCAAAGUUUUUGUCAAUAAUAAAUUUUUUCUGGUUUUUCUUUUUUUUUUUUCCUCUUUGGUCUUUUCAAAAAUUUUCCUUUUUAAUUUUAUUUCUCUUCACUUGAGCAAAAGAGAAAGACAUGGGCAAGCAAGGGCCUUGCUAUCACUGUGGAGUUACAAGCACUCCUCUUUGGCGCAAUGGACCUCCUGAGAAGCCAGUAUUGUGCAAUGCAUGCGGUUCACGGUGGAGGACUAAGGGGACACUUGCGAACUAUACUCCACUUCAUGCUCGGGUUGAACCUGAUGAUUAUGAGGAUCAUAGGGCUUCCAGAGUGAAGAGCAUAUCUAUAAAUAAGAAUAAAGAAAUAAAACCGCUGAAAAGAAAGCCAAAUCAUGAUACAGCAGUAGUUGCCCCCGAUUACAACCAGGGUAUCCGUAAGUUUGUGGAUGAAGAUACAAGUAAUAGAUCAAGUUCCGGAUCAGCCAUAUCUAAUUCUGAAAGCUGUGCUCAAUUUGGCAGUGGAGAUGCUAGUGACUUGACAGGGCCUGCUCAAUCAAACGUGUGGGACUCAAUGGUACCUUCUAAGAAAAGAACCUGUGUAAAUCGUCCAAAGCCAUCUCCUGUUGAGAAGCUUACAAAAGAUUUAUAUACUAUUUUACAUGAACAGUCUUCAUACUUCUCUGGAUCUUCAGAGGAGGAUUUGCUUCUUGAGAGUGAAACACCCAUGGUUUCUGUUGAGAUUGGACAUGGAAGUGUUCUAAUUAGACAUCCAAGCUCAAUAGCUCGUGAAGAGGAAUCGGAAGCUAGCUCACUUUCAGUUGAAAACAAACAAUAUUCAAUGAACGAGGCUUAUUCACAUUCUUCAAGCUUCCCUACAUAUAAUGAUAGUGAGGGCAUCAAAUUUUCAGGACAUGGAUUUGAGAAGGCUAAGAACCCUGCUGGACAAGGGAUGCAGCACGAGCAAAUCAAGAGGGACAAAGUUCAACAUGAAAAAUCAUUAAUCCUGGAAAGUCAUAAGUCACCACUGUGUAACAUAGAUUUAAAUGAUAUUCUCAACUUUGAGGAGUUUGUGAAGCACAUAACAAAUGAGGACCAGCAGCUGUUAGUGAAGUAUCUACCUCCACUUGACAUUGUCAAACUCCCUGACAGCCUCAAGAGCAUGUUUGAUAGCCCUCAAUUCAAAGAGAACUUAUGUUACUUUCAGCAACUGCUUGAGGAAGGGGUCUUUAAUAUCUCCGUCCCAGGGGUGAAAGCUGAAGACUGUAAGACUUUGAAAAGACUUGCAUUGUUCAAUUUGACAAAAUCCCACUGGGUGGAACGCCAUAAUGUACUUAAGAAAUGUAGAAGUGGUACUGGAGGAUCUGCCAUUGAUAGAGGACCAAAUGCCAUUACAUCAAAUAAUAUGAUAAUUAUGAAGAGAUCACGUGACAGCCAAAGUCAAAAUUUUCCAGAAGCAAGGACUUUAAAGAGCCCCAAAAGGGUGAUCAUGAAGACUACUUAUGAAAACAAAGAACUCAUAGACAAUGAUGGUUCUUGCUUUAGUCCGAGAAGCCUAUUCGCUUUGCCUCCUGAUGGUAGCUCUCUCGUCCUGGAUUCUCUCCGCUUUGUUGACGAAAGUUCUGACCAUGAUUUGCUGCUGGAUGUGCCAUCCAACGGCUCAUUCCCACAGGCAGAACUGCUGCAUCCUACUUUAGGUUUUGGCCAACAGGCAAGCACUAGCAGUAGCUCAGCACACCCACAUCUUGUCCAUCCCUAGCAAUGGUUGUUAAUUACUAUAACUAUAAAGGUCUGCUCCUUCUGCAAGAUCCCAUGAGUGGGGUCGACAUAUUUUGCAUGCCAAACACCGAAGUCUGUGAAUGAGGUUUGAUGGUUGCUGUUUUUUCCCCUUGACCUUUUAAAACUUGGAAUGCUAAGGGAUGAAUUAGGUUGGGUGUUUUUGUAUAGGUUGACAACAGAUUGUAUAAUAUAGCUCAAAAAAUUCAGAAAGAGGUGGUAUUUCCAGAGUUUUGUAUGCAAA